AUGAGCCCCGCGCCCCGGUCGCAGCGCGCCUGUGACAGCUGCCGCAUCCGCAAAGUCAAAUGCGACAACGGGCAGCCGUGCACGCAGUGCUCCCACUUCAAGCUGCCCUGCGUCGUGUCCUCCGGGCCUUCGAAGCGACAGAAUCCCAUCAGAGGUAGACUCGUCGCGCGAGCCCGCGGAGAGAAUGACCUGGGCAACUUGGAGACCGGGCCAGGGAGGCCCGCUUCCGCGCCGAUACCUGCUCCUUCGGGCGACUCGCCCCGGAACCACCGCCCAGAUACCCUUUUCGAGUCUCUUCUCACGCCGACUGGCUACACCACCGAGUUCUUCAUGGAUCUUAUCCCCAGUUUCGAACAGCUCGUCUACCCCGUCAACCCGGUCAUCACACCCGACGACAUCGCCGUGGCCAUCGGGAACAUCCGCGGCAGCUUCGAGGACGCCGCGCUCGUCUACGCCUUUGCCGCCGUCACCACCUUCCUGACCCAGCGGUCGGCGACGAUGCACGGCGCCGUGGCCACGCAGAUGGACGACCUGAUGCAGCACAGCCUGGCCGCGCACAAGCGUGUCGACCUGCAGACCGCGCCCGACGGCCGCAUGGUCGAGGAGCCGCCCAUCAACGCCAAGCGCGUCAUGACGUGCAUCUUCCUCGAGAUCUCGAUGAUGGCGUUCAAGCGCUUCGACCGCAGCUUCGCCCUCCUCCGCGAGGCCAUCACCAUGCUCCAGACGGUCAAGGUGCACCAGCUGUCCGGCACCGGGAGCGGCGAUGCCACGUAUCAGCGCCUGUACUGGGAGACGUACAUACACGAGCGCUUCCUCACCAUCGCGUCCGGCUACCCCAGCGUCCUGCCCCCGCUGAAGGCCGGGUUCCCCGCGCCCGACUCUACGGUCCCCGCCUAUGUCGAGCUCGGCUUCAAUCGGCUCAUCUCGCUGUUCCUGAUCAUGGACAGGCCGCUGCUCGCGUACUGGGAGGAGCAGCAGGGUAUCGAGCCCUCCACGUCUGACAUCACGCCGGAGUGGGUUGAGCAGAAGCAGAUCCAGCUCGACCAGGACGAAGCCAGCACCUACGAGGCAGACAAGGCCUUGAGGGAAAGCGGCCGCGGGGCGUUGACCGAGUUUCAGCUCGUUGAUUUGUACAUUACGCGUGUGUGGCUCCGGACUCUGGUAUGGCAGCUGGCCCUUUCGCGAGGCCUGCUGCAGUCCGCGCCGCCCGAGACGGUCCACGAAGGUCUGUCACUGAACUACCCGGCCCAUCGCCUGUCGACCGAGCUUCGCAGUCUCGUCAACCGCAUGGAGAGCGUGGGCAGCAUCGCGACGCAGGGGAGUGGUAUCAUCCAGAAGCUCUUUGAGAUCACCAGCACCAUCGCCGACGUGCUGGCCCUUCCCCUCGCGGCGGACAUGGAACGGCAAGAGGAGGCGGCCGGCCAUGUGGCGGACCUCGUUUUCCUUGUCAAGUUCUUGUUUCAGUUUGAGCGCAUCAGGGAGCAGCAAAAGGCAUAUCUGCAGGAAAAAUUGGACAUGCUUCAGAAAUUAUACCCGGCGGGGCUGAAUAGUCAUGAUCUAUCGUAG
Messenger RNA from Thyridium curvatum, 1566 nucleotides. RefSeq lists its product as uncharacterized. Bases 1 to 1566 code for a protein of 521 amino acids. Gene Ontology annotation, biological process: regulation of DNA-templated transcription. The record is from RefSeq and is a predicted model, not a curated record. NCBI's taxonomy places the organism in Eukaryota, Fungi, Ascomycota, Sordariomycetes, Thyridiales, Thyridiaceae. Gene Ontology annotation, molecular function: DNA-binding transcription factor activity, RNA polymerase II-specific; zinc ion binding. The transcript has a single exon.